GGACGAAUGCCAGCCUCCGCUCUGUGUGUACUUCCGUCAAUAUCUCCUGCAGAAAAGAGACAAGAAGCAGAAACAGGAACCGACGAUACAACCAACGAGUCGCUGAAGGUGUUUUAGGUUGCGGCAGCCUUCUCUGCCCCAAGCUAAAAUGCCUUUCUUGGGCAAGGACUGGAGGUCGCCAGGAUGGAGCUGGACAAAGACGGAGCAUGGCUGGAAGAGGAUGUUCCUCUAUGGACACGAGUUGGAAGAUAACAGAGAAAUUGACUUGAAAGGGCUCUGCAAUGACAAUCUGUUCGUUGGAGAUGUGUGUGAGCUCGCCACGACGAAGAGGAAAAAGGACCUCUUCAACAAUAACACCAAGUCUCAGUUUAUUUUCGUGGAUAAAUGGAUCUACGUGCAUAACAGGAGCACGAAAGAACGACAUGUGUACUCCACGCUUGGUGAAGCACUCAACCGUCUAGACUUUUCCAGUGCUAUUCAGGACCUGAGAAGAUUCAACUAUGUUGCAAAACUUUUCCAGCUUAUAGCCAGGACUCAGCUGACCUCUUUGAGUGGAGCUGCGCAGAAAAACUAUUUCAAUAUAAUGGAGAAGAUUGUACGAAAGGUUCUAGACGACCACUACAACCCGCGCCUUGUCAAGGAUUUGCUGCAGGACCUGAGCAUGACGCUGCACAAUCUGACUAUCCAUGUUGGCAGGUGUGUCCUCGUGGGCAACGUGAACAUCUGGUUGUGCCGACUGGAGACCAUUCACAAAUGGCAGCAGCAGGUCAGCAACCUGCAGAUACCCGAGCAAACGUGCAAUGGCAUGACAUUCGACGACUUGCCGCUACACAUGCAAAACAAGAUCCUUUGUGAGUUAUCUGAUGCCUAUGACAUCAUUAACGUCGGGCAGGCCAUGCCUACUCUGCACAGCCUCAGUGAGGACAGGAUACUUUGGAAGAAACUCUGCCACUUUCACUUCUCAGACAAGCAGUUCGGUAGGAAUUUGGUCCUAUCUAACAGUGAGAAAGUAGACUGGAAGCUGAUGUACUUCACCCUGACAAAACAUUAUCCAAUGAAGGAGCAGUACGGCGACACCUUGCACUUCUGCAAAAACUGUAACAUCCUCUUCUGGAAGGAUUGCCACCUUGCUUUGUUAUUCAAGGACUGUGGCCAUCCAUGCACUGCCAACGAUCCAGACAGCUGCCUCAUGCCCAUUUCUCCACAGCACUUUAUCGACCUCUUCAAGUUCUAAACCCUCCAUGUUGGUCAUCAAGCAAACCGCCGUUUACCCUCACUCCCAAAACAAGAGUGUGUGUGCGAGACCUCAAGGUCGUUUAUCCAAAUACAAAGGGCUUCAACUGAAAAAGAUGACUUGUUUAAUGUCUUCAUUUCCUUACGCACAAGUGUUUCCAUAAGACAAGGAAAGGUUUGUAGAUUUGAAUAAUGUUGCUAAUGGUUGAAAUACAUAGAACCUUUUUCCUCCUCCUGCACAAAUAUUUGUCUUUUUGGAAAGAAAAAAAAUAAGCUAUUCAUGAGAGGAAAGGCACAAAUAAUAUUUAAAUGUAAUAUGUGAAAGGAUUUAUAUGUCUAAGGAAUUGUAGCAUGUUUAUGGUAGGUAAGUGGUGAUAGGUAAUGUCUAAGAGGUUGUUUUUAUUUUUUUAUGGAAAAAGGGGAGGAAUAUUUACGGUGUGGCAGAAAUAGUUUAUUUAAUGGGGUUAACUAUUCUGUUGGUUGUUCUGUUCGGUUUUGGUGAUAUUUAAAUAAUAUGGUGGUAUAACUGAAUGCAUGUCAUGUGUGAGUCUCUGUUUACAUACUGUAUAUUGUCCUUUGUGGAUUCUUGCUGUGCUCUGUGUACAUUGGGAGCGUCAACACUGAGAGAAAAUUAUGAAAAAUAUCAUAGAUUUUUGCAAUCUAAGAAAAAAUGUUAAGCAUUGUUUAUGGGAAAACAUUUUUGUAUCUUUCCUUCAACCUUUGUAAUAUUUCGAUGCUGUCCCAAUAUUCCUGGUGGAACCAUCAUGAUUUAGCUAUAAACUAGCUAUAAAUAAUUAAACAUUUCUAAAAACCUA
This is a messenger RNA of Cyclopterus lumpus (lumpfish), 2048 nucleotides long. It is a transcript of the gene fbxo25, whose product is annotated as F-box protein 25. The transcript is spliced from 11 exons. Lineage: Eukaryota; Metazoa; Chordata; Actinopteri; Perciformes; Cyclopteridae. Gene Ontology annotation, biological process: protein ubiquitination. Gene Ontology annotation, cellular component: cytoplasm; nucleus; SCF ubiquitin ligase complex. Gene Ontology annotation, molecular function: protein binding. The record is from RefSeq and is a predicted model, not a curated record. The coding region runs from base 149 to 1234 and encodes 361 amino acids.